ACGAGCCGCGGCCAAAACCUAAAACCUCCCCCGAGACUGAGCGCAUCAAUCGCUACCGGAGCCCCAGGAGCGACACAGAGUGAACUACUGACUCUGAUCUGAGAUAACCUGACUCAUUUUACACGCUGAAACUGAUGGGAUGCUCAUAAAGUGAUGAGAGAGGAGUUUACAGGACGAAAUAAAUUGUGUGGUUGUUUUAGGAAGUGUCCUCCUUCGUGCUCCAGCGGUCGUCAAUGCACCAUGGCCGCCUUCAAGGGAGUGUGGACGCAGGAUUUCUGGCGAGCAGUUGGCGGAGAGUUUCUGGCCAUGCUGAUUUUCGUGCUGCUUGGCUUGGGCUCCACCAUCAACUGGUCGGCAGGGCAGGAAAGCCCCCCACCCCCUGACCUCGUCCUAAUUUCUCUGUGCUUUGGCUUGUCUAUAGCCACGCUGGUUCAAUGCUUCGGGCACAUCAGUGGUGCUCACAUCAAUCCAGCAGUCACAACAGCGAUGGUGGCCACACGGAAGCUGAGCCUGGCAAAGGGAGUGUUCUACCUGGGAGCACAGUGCAUUGGAGCAGUUGUAGGGACGGCCAUCCUGUAUGGUGUGACCCCACCUGCUGUGAGAGGGAGCCUGGGAGUUACAUCGGUCAAUGCAGGUAUCUCCACAGGCCAUGCCCUGGUGAUUGAACUCCUCAUCACUUUCGAGCUGGUCUUCACUGUCUUUGCCACCUGUGACCCCAAGCGCUCUGACCUGAAGGGUUCGGCAGCACUGGCUAUCGGUUUAUCUGUGUGCAUCGGCCACCUGUUCGCCAUCCCGUACACUGGAGCCAGCAUGAAUCCUGCUCGCUCGUUUGGCCCUGCAGUCAUCAUGGGGCACUGGGAAAACCACUGGGUCUACUGGGUGGGUCCUGUGAUAGGUGCUGUUCUAGCAGGGGCUCUGUACGAGUACCUGUUCUGUCCUGACCCUGAGCUGAAGCGACACUACACCAGUGUUCUGGCCCGGAGCUCCUUCCCCCGAGGUCAAUAUGAAGGCAUGGAUCCAGCCCGUUUCCCCAGCGAGCAAGCUCAGCUUGUGGUCAAGCAGCCGGCUUUCACCGUGCUGGACGUGGAGCGAGCAGAGAGGAAGGAGAGGGAGGCGGCCGGUGAGGUGUUGUCCUCUGUAUGACUAGUGAGAAGCACUGAGGAGGAAGUACAACAAUCUGGACAUUACACCACAGCCCAGCUUAAAGAGACAGACCUCAUCUAGAGGUGUUGGGUGUGAGUGUAUGUGUGUGUGUUUAUUAUUACAAUAUUUUUCACUAUUUUCUAUUGCUGCAUGGUAGUGGGUACAAGUAGAACACUAUGCAUCAGCUCUAACAGUCACAUUAUAUUCACCUUUGAGUCAGCACCUGAUUUAUGAUUGUUAUCAGCUGAAGCAGACUUGAAUAGUGAACUGCAUAAAACUGCCUAACAAACAGAAAUCUCACACACACAAACACAUACACACACACACACACAGCUAACCCAUUUAAAAACUGUCUUGUUCACUAAGCAAAUGUGUAAAAAUCACCUAAUACACAUUCAACCCAUCAUUAAUAGACAUUCACCAGUGUUUUAUGUAAAAAGAUGAAAAAGACCUGAUAGCAGUGGUGGUCCAAAGCCUCAAGCAGCUAAAAAAAUGGAGCAAGUGCAGCACAUUCUUUUCCACAUUUAUUAGAGGGAAUGCUUUUGCUUCUUUUAUUUUAAUUCAAAUGUAAAUUUUAUAUCCAGUCCUUUUAUUACUAAGGAGAAUAGCAUCUCUUUUAUUGCUUAUCUGGGUUAAGUACUACACUGCUAACUGCACUAUGUAACUCUGGUGAAGUAAGCAGGAUGAUGCUCAUUAUUAAGUUUAGAAGGUGUCCACUUAGAGGAAAUAAAGUAAUUGUUUUAAAUUGAUGAGUCAAAACACUAACACAGUUCACCCUAAAAAUCCCUGUAUUUUGCCUGCUAGUUGUGAAACAAUAUCUCCCCCACUUUCCGUCAAAGUCAGGCAUGCGUGUCCGUAACAAAAAUGUCCUUUCAGUCCCUGAUGAUGCCACUGCUGUGCUGUGAUCAGGAGUCCAGGAUAACAUCCCUAGCCUUGUUUCCCCUGGGUAUGUUGGAGGCUGAUGGAAUAGGAGAGGCAGUUAGCUUUUCCCUGCAUUGAACUGUCCAAGGACGCUGUGUUAUAGCUGUCUAAUAAAGAUGCGGUGGCCCCUCAUGCAUCUUGGAGGAGAAACACGCCAACAUUCACUCUUCCAGCUUGCCAUCACUGUUUGAUUGGAAGAAAACAUGAGGGAAUUGGCCUUUGGGAAUUAGAUGUAAUACAGAGGUAAUACAAACAUUAAUAUGUAUUAUAUCUGGAGAAAGUACACCUAAAGCAACUAUGCAAAACCAUAAUAAUAAAGCACAGGGUAGUACAGUAAUUUUCAUUACCAUACAGUCUUAAAAUUUGAUUAAUUAGAUAAUAAAAUUAAUAUAGAAAUAUAAUACAAUCUUAAACUAUGUAGCUGUGUGUAAAAAACACACAGUGUCUCAAUGAGAAAUGUACUCAUAAUUAUAAAAGGCAGUUUUUAAAGUCUAAUUCUAACCAGUAUACCCAGGUCACAGCUCGUAGUGUACCCUAAGCUGUAAAGAGAGCUGGUCUAAUAACUGCUUACUCUCAUUUGUAAACAGAGAGACAGUCUAAUGACUCACUGAGCACUAAAGUGACACUUAAUGAAGAGUGCUUCAUAACAUAAUGCCUGAUUGUAGCUGCUUUUCAGUACAGACGGAGGCUCAUUUGAUUCUGCCUCUAUUUAGCAGCUUGUUUUGACCAGCAGUGAAGGACAUUAGAUCAUUUGCAUCUUGAUUCUGAUUGGUCAGUUUAUUCAUAAGAGGAGGCAGUAGGUCAACAGCCUCAUCUGGUGGGCUUCAAUUAGAGCAUGUGGUAAUUUGCUUGUGUUGUGUAGAUUUUUUUUUGUUCUCACAAAUAGAAACAUAGGCUUAUGAAAACACACAAACAAUUAAAUUAGGUUUGAAUAUGUAAUGUUAAACAAUUUUGAGAGUGAGCACCACUUGUGUCCUUUGAUGGACCACCACUGUGUUACAUAUUAUUAUUGAAAUUUUGCUUAAAGGCUUAAUUCAGUCUGUUACUGGUGAAUGUGUCGAGUAAGUUUUAAUCAUGGAGUCACAGUCAAACUACACAAAAAAAUGAGGCCUUGGAUUUGUUUUAAACAUAAUAUGUUGAUUUGACACAUUUUGCUUAUGAGCAAUGAUGUGACACAGUUACAUGUUGUACAGGCAGAGAAUUUAGCCAACACUUUACCUUAUUUCUUCCUCAGUGCACAUCUCCAAAACCUCCUCCCUCUCUCUUUACCUCUUUAGCUCUUUUUUCUCUCUCUCUCUCUCUCUCUCUCUCUCUCUCUCUCUCUCUCUCUCUCUCUCUCUCUUUUUCUCUCUUUGGUAGUGGUAGAGCUAUUAGAUUGUCUGGUGAUAUUGUGUGUAGCUUUAAUAGAAAUGUAGACAGUAACUCAGUGUGUCUCUGCUGGUUUGUGCUGACAGUCAGUGACUGAUGACUGGUGACUGAUAGCAGGUAAAAGCCAGGAGAGAAGGGUAAGUGAAGCGCUGACAGACAGAUAAAUCACAGCUGUCUGACUGUGAAUCAGCAGCUCCACUGGGACCAAACCAUAAGGUGUGAGUAGGAUUGUAUGUUAUACUAAAUCUGAAAAGUCUGAAAGUGCUUGUGCUUAGUAUAAUGCUGGAAUAAAAUCAUGUUAAUUAUAAAUUAUGUGCAAAAAAACACAUGAAAUUAUCUCUAUUCUGUUUUUUUGGUUUACAUGCUCACAGAUUAUUGUUUCUUUGAUUUUUUGUUUUCCUUUUGAUUUAUUUAUUUAUUUAUUUAUUUUGUGCAUAAGUCAUUGAUAUGUGUAACUGAUAUGUAAUUUCAGGGAACCUUACAGACUUAACCUUAAUUAUCCGAUUAAUAAAGCUUAAUAAAUAUACACAUUCAUUGCCACUGACUUACUAUCGCAUGCUGUAUUUUCUAAUCUGAAUGUUUACAUUAUGCUUUAAAUUUAUGCAAUUUAUUUAAAACCUAUUUUUAUUGACUUUUUUCUGUAGUUUCUAAAGCUUAGCUGUUGUCCUAUGACCGUAAUGAUUAAAAAAGUUUGUUUUAGUUAUUGAAUUUAGUCAUUUGAAUUUAGUUUCUAAAGAAGCUUCUAGAGUAGAGUAAGUUUGGGUUGAAAUGGACAAAUUACUAAUGUUUAAAAUAUUUUUUAUGGCAAUCAUAGUGCCGUUGGUGCAUAAUUUAAUUUAGUUAAGCUAUACAUUUUGUGAUGAAGUAUUUAAAAUGUAAACUGUGAAUUGUAACUGCAAGAAUGUUAACAGAUCUAAUUGCAUUACAGGAUAAAAUUAUUUGCAAACCAGAGAUUUCUAAAGUGGUGGUAAGCCAUGACUAUUAGACCAGGCUUUCGGUUUAGGCUUAAGUGUAAAAAUGCUUUGUGCUAGGCUGAUUCUAGUGGUAUUAAAUCACUAACCUAAAGCCGAUGCACUUUCUGAAACACAGUAAUCUUUGUUUUCUUUAUAGUAAAGACUGUGGUCUGUUGUUUGUCAGAUAGCAAUUCCACGUUCAUUUAUAAUGUUAAACAUUACGUUAUGCUUAUCUUAUUUUAUCUGUUCUAUCAGUCAGUCAUCUGUUAUUAAUUUUUACUACCCAGAUUAAAUAUCAACCAAUAAUCAUAACGAGGUGUAUAUUAGCAUAAUAUAACAUUGA
Astyanax mexicanus (Mexican tetra) is the source of this 4728-nucleotide messenger RNA. RefSeq names its product aquaporin 4 (gene aqp4). The coding region runs from base 154 to 1143 and encodes 329 amino acids. Gene Ontology annotation, molecular function: water channel activity. Gene Ontology annotation, cellular component: basolateral plasma membrane; plasma membrane. The transcript has 5 exons. NCBI's taxonomy places the organism in Eukaryota, Metazoa, Chordata, Actinopteri, Characiformes, Acestrorhamphidae. Gene Ontology annotation, biological process: transmembrane transport. The record is from RefSeq and is a predicted model, not a curated record.